GCUUCCCCCGUAAUAAUAACCGAAUCCCCAGACCAAAUCGCCGUCGCCGUCGCCGUCGCAUCGCAGCAGCGGGAGUCCCAGGGUCCCGGACCGAAUCCAUUUCCAGACACCCAAGGCCAAGAUCCAUCGCUCGUUCCAACCAGCCUUCUUCUUCUUCUGCUUGGUCGUCUGAUCUCGUUUUCCAUUCGUGUCCAAUCCGAUCCAGCCAACCGCUGUGAAUGAUGGCGCUCAACCUGUCCCACCAGACCGGCGCGGCCGUGGCGGCGGCACCGGCGGCGCCACGCGCGGCCGUCGUCGCGGCGGCGGCCACGGCGCCACGCUCGGCCGUCGUCGCCGCGGCGGCCACCGUGGCGCCGCCGCCCGCGUCGGCGCCCGCCCCCGCUCCGGCGCUCCAGCUGCAGACGAUGACGGUGGACCCGGCCCCCGCGCAGGCGCCCGACGCGGUGAAGCCGGACCUCGCCAUGGCGUGCCAGGCGCUGGUGGAGGCCGCGCCCGAGGCGGAGCACGCCGACGUGGCCGCCGAGCUCCGGAGCAGGGCCGGGGUGCCCGUCUUCGUCAUGAUGCCGCUCGACACCGUGCGCAAGGACGGCAACUCGCUCAACCGGCGCAAGGCCGUGGAGGCCAGCCUGGCGGCGCUCAAGAGCGCCGGGGUGGAGGGCAUCAUGGUGGACGUCUGGUGGGGCAUCGCCGAGGCCGACGGGCCCGGGCAGUACAACUUCAACGGGUACAUGGAGCUCAUGGAGAUGGCCAAGAAGACCGGGCUCAAGGUCCAGGCCGUCAUGUCCUUCCACCAGUGCGGCGGCAACGUCGGUGAUUCAGUCACCAUACCACUUCCGGGAUGGGUCUUGGAGGAGAUGGACAAGGACCAGGACCUGGCCUACACGGACCGGAGCGGCCGCCGGAACUACGAGUACGUCUCCCUGGGCUGCGACGCGAUGCCCGUGCUCAAGGGCCGCACCCCCAUCCAGUGCUACGCCGACUUCAUGCGCGCCUUCCGCGACCACUUCGCCACCUUCAUGGGCAACACCAUCGUGGAGAUCCAGGUCGGCAUGGGCCCUGCCGGCGAGCUGCGCUACCCGUCCUACCCGGAGAGCGACGGCACCUGGUCGUUCCCUGGCAUCGGCGAGUUCCAGUGCUACGACAGGUUCAUGCUGAGUAGCUUGAAGGCGGCUGCUGAGGCCGUGGGCAAGCCGGAGUGGGGCAACGCGGGUCCGGGCGACUCCGGCAGCUACAAGGACUGGCCGGAGGACACGGGCUUCUUCCGGCGCGAGGGCGGGUGGAGCACGGAGUACGGGGAGUUCUUCAUGAGCUGGUACUCGCAGAUGCUCCUGGAGCACGGCGAGCGCAUCCUGUCGGCGGCGACGGGCGUGUUCACGGGUUCCCCCGGCGUGAAGAUCUCGGUGAAGGUGGCCGGGAUCCACUGGCACUACGGCACCCGGUCCCACGCGGCGGAGCUGACGGCGGGGUACUACAACACCCGGUCGCACGACGGGUACGCGCCCAUCGCGCGCAUGCUGGCGCGCCACGGCGCCGUGCUCAACUUCACGUGCGUGGAGAUGCGCGACCACGAGCAGCCGCAGGACGCGCAGUGCCGCCCCGAGGCGCUGGUGCAGCAGGUGGCCGCCGCGGCGCGGGAGGCCGGCGUGGGCCUGGCCGGCGAGAACGCGCUGCCGCGCUACGACGACACGGCGCACGACCAGGUGGUGGCCACGGCCGCCGACAGGGCCGCCGAGGACCGCAUGGUGGCCUUCACGUACCUGCGCAUGGGGCCCGACCUGUUCCAGCCCGACAACUGGCGCCGCUUCGCCGCGUUCGUCAAGCGCAUGACGGAGCCGGGCGCGCGGGAGGCGUGCCGGGAGCAGGUGGAGCGGGAGGCCGAGGGCGUCGCGCACGCCACCCAGCCCCUCGUGCACGAGGCCGCCGUCGCGCUCACCAACUGACCGGACCGGCCGGCGUUCCCCGUCGACUGUGUUCGAUCGCUAGACGGGGUGGCACGCUGCGAUGACUACCUGUAUGGCGAGUCCCUAUACUUACUCAUACAUAAGCUGCGCCGCCGUGUCGUCGGUGCGUGCACCGCGCAGUAGUGUGCGUACAGCGGAAGCUGCGACUGCGAGCGAGGUAGGGUGUGGGGUGGGUGACUGGGGUACGGUACGUAGGUGCCACGUUGGAGGCUUUGGCGUUUGCUCAGAGCCUGGCAGGAGAUGGGUUUGAUGUUCUGCUGCUGUGUUACUGUAUCCUACACCUACAGAAUGUGCUAUGAUUUGUACUGCUAUAAUUUUUAACGAAGAUACAAACUUCUACAAAA
Molecule: messenger RNA, 2305 nt
Organism: Zea mays
Lineage: Eukaryota; Viridiplantae; Streptophyta; Magnoliopsida; Poales; Poaceae
Exons: 3
Coding region: 219-1940 (573 amino acids)
Biological process (GO): polysaccharide catabolic process
Molecular function (GO): beta-amylase activity
Source: RefSeq, marked validated